AAUACACCCAUAGUAACUAAUCUGUUAUAUCCGAAUGGGAAGAUAUCUAUCUAUUAUGAGAACAAUAUUUUUGAAAUUUCAAACACUACAGUGUGCGGAAUCCGUGGAUUCUUUCAAUGUAAAACAGCAAUUUGUCCAAUACACAAUUCAUUUGAAGCAUGUCGAAAAGCAACAACAUCGAAUGUAAAAUGUAUUUGGUGUGAGAAAUGGAACACGUGCAUCGACAGUCAUCAUCAGGAUCAUCAUUUCUUUAAAGUGAAUGAUUGCCAUUUUAAGAGCCCGGAUGUUAACGAUGUGAGUACAUCGACACCCGUCAAUCAAAACGGAACAACAUUUGGGAUCCCUGAAGUUCAGGUUGGAGGAAACGUCAAGGAAACUACCAAUGGAAAUGAACAAUACUCGAGCCCGGAUGUUAACGAUGUGAGUACAUCGACACCCGUCAAUCAAAACGGAACAACAUUUGGGAUUCCUGAAGUUCAGGUUGGAGGAAACGUCAAGGAAACUAC
Messenger RNA from Schistosoma margrebowiei, 506 nucleotides. NCBI's taxonomy places the organism in Eukaryota, Metazoa, Platyhelminthes, Trematoda, Strigeidida, Schistosomatidae. The record is from the annotation of a GenBank genome assembly.